AUGUCUGAAGUUCAAACAAGAACACCUGCCUCCCGUGGCAGAGUAUCCGCUCGUGGCGGCCGUGGUGGUUACAGCUCGAGAGGUGGUCGAGGUGGUAGAUCUGCAAACAGUUCGGACAAUGUCGCAGCAUUUGAAGAGGAAGGAGAGAUCGGGCAGAUGAAGAAGAAAUACGCUAGCACCCUGCCCAUGCUCAAGGAGUUGUUCUCGGACUGGUCAGACGAGGAUCUUGUCUUUGCAUUGGAAGACGCAGACGGUGAACUUGAGGAGGCAAUUGAGCGCAUCACCGAAGGUAACGUCUCACAGUGGGGUGAGGUAAAGAAGAAGUCUACAGACCGGACCCGCACCAAAGCGAAGGAAGCUCAGAACGUCCCGAUCGAGACCCCCACAGCUCCUGUCCGAGGAGGCCGUGGACGUGCUGGAUUUGAGAGUCGUGGACGUGCUCGCGGAGAUCGUGGAGGUCGUGGUGGUCGCGGCGGUCGCGGAGGUGCUCCUACCAACGGAUUCCGUGGUGCAGAGAAGCCAGCUGUCGUCCCCACAGUCGCCAGCACUGCGGGGACGGCGACAUGGUCAUCUGUUGCGGAGGGAACGGCCACCAAGACAGAGAAGCCGAGUGAGGAACAGCCAGCAGUUGCAGCAACCCCAGAGCCCGUGAAUGAGCCCAAGGACACUGCCCCCAAGAGUAGUGUGAUCCCUGAAGGAACAAAGAAAGGCUGGGCUAGUCUUUUUGCGAAACCUACACCGCCGCCUCAGCCUAAGCCAGCUGCCGCACCACCAGCUGCACCGCCCGUUUCCUCUCAAGAACGCCCGGUUGAGCCUGCAGCGGAGCAGCAGAAGAAAGCGCCUGAACCUGAACCUGAACCCGAGACUACCCCCGCUCCUCCUGCGGCUACAGCUCCCACACCCGCUCCUGCUCCAGUGGAAAAAGCUCCCGAACCAGCCAUUCCCCCAGCGAUCCCCAAGGUUGCUCCUCCUAGUGCUGCUACUCCUACCGCUCCUACAACGACCACUACCACAGACGCCGCUACGCCUGUGCCUUCUACCUCCGAUGUUACGCCUGCGCAGGACGAUUUGACGAGGACGAACCUCGAACAGAUUCCCGACGCCUCUCACCCGGCUCCGACUGCUACGGCAGCUAGUGUUGUGGGAAGUGCGUUGGAUCAGAACAACAACGCCACGCCUUCGCGGGGAACCCCCUCCAUGUACCCCGCCAGUACUGUGAAGAGCGGCCGUGCUCCCGGCUUCCAGCGUCGCGUUAUGGAACAGCAGGAAGCUGUUGUGAUGCCUGGAAACCACGCCGUCGACCGUGCCGCUGUGCAGUUUGGUAGCAUGGGAUUGAAUGGCGAUGCCGCUCCUGUCGACGUCGAUGAAACCAGAGAAGAAGCUGAAACCCGUGCUCAGCCGCCUCAACACUCUCCCGUUGCUCCUCGUGCCUCAUUGCCUCCAUCGACACAACCUCAGGGGCCAACCGAGACCCCUACCGUUUCUCGUCCCGCCCCAGGACUGCCCCCUGUUCCCCAGGCUACGGCCGGAGACGCCUUUGCCGACUUUGCUCGCUACACCGAUGCCCACAAGCCUUACGACCCCUUUAGCCAUCAAGUCACGCAACCUCAACCCCAAAUCCAGGAACCGUUCGCGAACCAGGCUCCCAUUCAGCCUACCGUCACGACUGGCAGCGAAUAUUCCCCCUUCUAUGCCGCUGAUCAGCGCCUUCCCUACAACUACUAUGGCGCCUACGGCCAGUCCCAAGACGCCACUGUUGCCCAGCGAGCCGCCGCUGGAUUCGGUGUCUCCGGUGCCGAGGUGCAGCCUCACAUCCCGACCACUCAGCCUCCCAGCCGCUACGGCCAUGUUGACGCUCCGAACAGCGGCCACACGACUCCUAACCCGACUCUGCCCGGUGCCGCUCAGACCCCCACCGCGCAGCACAUGCCUGGCCAAAGUGCCGCCGCCGCCGCCGCCGCCCAUGCUUACGGAGCAUAUGGCUAUCCCUACUACUCUAACCCUCACUACGCUGCAUACAUGAAUCAGAUGACGCAACACCAGUACGGCAGGAACCGUCCAAUGUAUGACGAUGCACGCCGAUACGAUGAUCACUACAUGCCCCACAGUACCCAGUUUGGCUAUGGUAGCCAGUAUGGGCCCUACAGCAAGGCCGGGAUGUACGGUCAGCCCGCCUUCUCGUACGACCACGCGUCGUCUCCUGCAACGGCAGCCAGCUUCAACCAGGCCAUGCCGGGUCGUGACUCGGUCUACGGCCGCGCUGGAUCCGCACAGCCGUCGGAAGCUCAGCAAACGGCGGCUGGUGCAAACGCGUUUGGCACCGGUAUGGAUGUUUUCGGUCGCACGCCCGGCUUUGGCCAAAGCCAGCCCAUCACCCAGCAGCCCCCGGUUACUGCGGAGGAGACCAAGAGCUUUGAUGCCUCCAAGGCCGGUGGUCCCAGCCCUUCGCUUGCUCAGGCGAACCGUCCCGGCUCUGCUACCAACAAUGUACCCGGUCAGCCUCAAGCCCAAACUGGCCUUCCUCCGCUACAGGCCCAGCAAGGCCAACAGGGAUUCGGUGCUUACCCUCACCUAAACCCGCAGUACGGAGGCUUAGGCGGUCUCGGUGGACACCAGGGUGCUAAUCAGGCUGCUGCUGGCUAUGGUAACUACGGUGGCGCAGGCUUUGCGAAUUACUACGGAAACACCGGACGUGGUUGGGGAGGCAACUACGGCCACUAA
Molecule: messenger RNA, 2721 nt
Organism: Aspergillus chevalieri
Lineage: Eukaryota; Fungi; Ascomycota; Eurotiomycetes; Eurotiales; Aspergillaceae
Product: putative RNAPII degradation factor Def1
Exons: 2
Coding region: 1-2721 (906 amino acids)
Cellular component (GO): nucleus; cytoplasm
Molecular function (GO): ubiquitin binding
Source: RefSeq, a predicted model, not a curated record